This is a messenger RNA of Colletotrichum siamense, 978 nucleotides long. RefSeq lists its product as uncharacterized. The record is from RefSeq and is a predicted model, not a curated record. Bases 1 to 978 code for a protein of 325 amino acids. Lineage: Eukaryota; Fungi; Ascomycota; Sordariomycetes; Glomerellales; Glomerellaceae. Gene Ontology annotation, biological process: polysaccharide biosynthetic process. The transcript has a single exon. Gene Ontology annotation, cellular component: membrane. Gene Ontology annotation, molecular function: acyltransferase activity, transferring groups other than amino-acyl groups.
AUGUUCCCCGACAAGGGAUUACCCGGCGUGGCUUAUCCGACAAGGCCUCUGCCACACUUUGACUCUCUCUGGGGCCAGCUGCAGUACUACAUCUAUGCCGAGGUCCUCACCACUGAUCCCAUCGGUCAGCCUGUUGUCCGAGCCGAUUCCGAAGACCCAGAGCCUCUACUUGACCCCCAUCUCUGGACAAUCCCUAUCGAGUUUAUGAGCUCCAUGGUGGUGUUCAUGUUCUUGACGGCUUUCACCAGAGUGCAUAACAAAGUCAGGAUGCUCUUUGCACUAAGCUUAGCGAUAUAUCUCCAAUGCGUCUUCGUCUAUUGGGCUAUGUUCUUGUUUCUCAGCGGCAUGUUCUUGUGCGACCUGCAUUUGGAACUCGAGGACUGGAAAUGGAGGUGGCCAACCAGGCAACUUGAGCCCGAACACCGGGGUACUUUGCCCUCGGAUGGGGCCGUACAUCGAACGGAACGAGGCCACACGUCUUAUCGCAUACUUGGACGGGGCGUCGGGCUCGUAUCAUUCUUGAUCUCAUUGUGGCUGCUUAGCAUGCCAGAAGACAUGGAGGAUGCAGCGAAGUCACCUGGCUACGUGAACCUAGCAUCCAUGGUCCCAGCAAGAUUCAAAGAGGCCCUUGUAAUACCAAUCGGUGCAGUGCUAACAGUGUUCAUUGUCGACCAAAACCCGUUCUUGCAGAUUCUUUUCACCAACCGUUUCUCCCAAUACAUGGGCAAGAUCUCUUUCUCGCUGUAUAUGAUCCAUGGUCCACUCCUGUAUUCACUAGGCUUGGUCCUAGCUCGGUGGACUUUGGGUGUUGUCGGCGGCGGAGACACUGAGAUAUCCUACAUUUGUGGCAUUUUCUUGGCAUUCAUCCUAUGGGCGCCUGCGGCGAUAUAUGUUUCGGACAUGACUACGACCUUCGUAGAUGCGAAGGCGAUAGAAUUUUCAAAGUGGGCAUAUAAGAUGCUUUUGAAGAAAGAGUGA